GUGACAACAGGCUGUAUGGCUGGUGUGUGGUGUGGUGUAGCGUUUCUCUGGAACGGGAGAAGAACAGCGUAAGCGGCUACGGCCUGCGCUAUUCUGUGAGGAUCUGAAGACCAGAGUUAGUCAAGCAGUAGAGUUUCGAGAAACUCUCGAUCACGGAUUCGCUGAAUGAGAGGAAGUAGCUCAACGGAGCUGUGAACGGACCGAGUUGGAUUUUAUUGGUCUCCGGUCAGAGUAGAAUAGCGAGAUGACUUCGAGUGACCACAGCUUUCGAAUCGUACGGAUUAGGUGAAGGAUGGUCCUCCUUGCUCGGACGUCUUGUGAGGGUGAAUCACGACUUUCGGGGAAGAUCUCAGCUGACGAAGUUGUACCUCUGGACUGUCACGCGAGUUGCAGUCGGGGAGCUCAAUCCGUUCAAGUGAUAGAAUGGCUCUGCAAAAAAUUUUGAGCUUCUACGCUGGAAGCAGUGACGAUCCUCGAGAAGUGCGAGAAGUCCGCUUCACCUGCUACAAAGAAUGCAAAGUGAACGAUGCUACGGAGGACAUAGUUCUCUACGAACUCCCGGAACCUCAACGAGAGAAUAACAAUAAAAUAAAAGAUGAAAAGCCCCUCUCCAGAUUUGACCUCAUCGUGAGAAACGUGAAGAACAAAGAUUAUGGUGUUAGCCUCCGACGAUUCGUAGACAAUAGCGAAGCUCAGCAGCAGUUCGCACUGUUACGCGAAAAACUCCCGCAGCUGCUGGAGAUCCACGAGUCGUUCCCGAGUAAAGAACUUUUCCGAAACUACAGUAAUUGCGCUUUGGAGAAUCCUUCGUGGUCCGUGGCGCACAUAGCAGUCGCAUUGAAUCUUUUGGAUAUUCUGAGGAGCCCGUCUGUGACUAAGUAUCUCGAUACGAAAUGUGAAAUCACAGGCAAGACACCGCUGCACCUAGCGUUAGAGCUGCAAAAUGCACCUGCACUACAGGCGCUUCUCGAUCAAGGAGCUAGAGUUGAUGUCGUCGACAAUCGCGAAAAUUCGCCGUUCCACUACGCUAUAAAAACAGAGACAAAGUCAUUCCUAGAGAUGAUCUGCAGAGCGCCGGGUGCUGCCACAGGAAUCAACCAGAGGAAUCUCUACGGCGAGACUCCCCUGCAAGCCGCGUGCAUGGCCGGCUUGAGUGCUUGCGUAGAGACACUGCUGAAGCAGGGCGCGGACGUGAAUUCGGCCUCGUUCAGCACCUGUACCACGGAAGGACGGGUCGUGGGAGACAGAGAUCUGGGAUUUUUCAGUGAACGCCAAAUGAGGAAAGGCGGAACUCCGUUGCAUUGGGUGAAAUCGCGAGCGUCUCUGGAGCUCAUGAUCGACAUCGGAUGCGACUUGAAUGCGAGGAACUCCUGUGGGGACACCGCUCUACACGUGAUGGCUUCGAAGCGACGCCUGGAGUCUUUGAUCUGGCUAUUGAUCGAAGGCGCAAAUGUCAAUGCGCGAGGCUGCGGCGGGGAUACACCUCUGCACGUCGCUGUGCGAUCCGCGAGGGUACCGAAGCCGCAAGACGCAUGGAUGCUUUUCAAACAGAAAGUCGAGCAGAAGAAUUACGGACGACAGAAGCAUGACGGGCUCUCCAUCGUUCAGAUUCUUCUUGCGUUCGGUGCUGAUCUCAACAGUGUCAAUACCGCCGGAGACACCCCAAGACACAUUGCUGCUGUGAUGGCUUCCAAUACGCACAACCCACGCUUAGAUCAGCUGUUAUUCGUCCUUCACGCGGUAGGUGCCAAGCGGUGUGCGAAGAGAAGCCCUCUAUGCACUGAAGGAUGUAGUCCCGACGGGAGCUUCGACGGCGUGCCUCCUCAGGACUUUUGCAAAGAUCGCAUGAAAAUCUUCGAUGAAGCGCUGAGCGCGGAUAUUUUGAAAGAGACUCUGGAACGGAAACGCAAAGGUCUGUACAAAGGCAAACGAUGCCGGGCAUUGUCUGUCGAUGGCGGCGGUGUCAAAGGCUUGGUAACGCUGAGAACACUGAAAUGUCUCGAGGAAGUCGUAGGGCAACCGAUCUUCAGCUGUGUCGACUGGGUUAUCGGAACCAGUGCUGGAGGUAUCUCGACGUGUUGUCUCGCCUGCGGCCACAGCUUGGACGUAGCCUUUCGAACCGCUUUCCGUCUAAAAGAGAAGUUCAUCGUCGGACCACGGCCGUACAAUACGGAGGGCCUUGAAGAAUUCUUCAAGCAGUCAUUCGGAGGCGAGACGAAGUUCUCUGACAUCAAAAGUCCCAGGUUCGCGGUGACAGCGGUCAACGCCGAAGUCUGGCCGACUCGACUGAAGCUGUUCCGGAACUAUGUCAAACCCAGAUCUUUGUUGGAAAAGAAGCCUGAAGCUCCAGAUGACGAAUUCGUAUGGUCUGCAGCUAGAGCGACGGGCGCUGCUCCGACAUUCUUCAAGCCUUACAAACAGUAUCUCGACGGUGCGAUCAUAUCGAACAAUCCUACCCUGGACUUGAUCACCGAAAUCACCGAAUACAACGCCGCGAUGAAGGAUAAACCCUCUGAGUGUUACGAUGUUGACAUCGUACUCUCAGUUGGCGGCGGCAUGCGCCCCACGGCAACCGUUGGGACGAUUGAUGCUCUCCAGCUGGAUCCUGGACUUUUCGGAGCAGCCAAAGUUGCUUAUUCCGUGGGGCAUCUUAUGAAAUUCGCUGUGGAACAAAUCGCAGAACCCGACGGACGUCACGUUGAUCGUGCCAGGGCUUGGUGCUAUGGAAUCGGGGUGCCGUAUGCUCGUUUACAGCCUGUUUUGUCACAAAAUAUACCGGUGAAUGAGAGCGACAACAGGGUCAUCGCCAAAAUUCUGUGGGAGACGAUGGCUUGCUUUAAACAAUUUCCGGAUGAGAUGUCCAUGAUCGCUGAGCUAUUGCGCGACGAGGGGAAACCAACGAAAUAAGUUAUCGGAGCGUCCUCUGAAUGAAAGGGUUUUCCAUUUGGCUGUUGGGGCUCGGAGUUGUUGUUGCGGCUGCAAAAUUUUCUUCUCCUCUUGGGGAACGGGCACCUCAAAGAAGGAAUAGUAAUUGGGGAGAAUUCCAGCUCGAUAUUCUGAUCAGCUCUGCUUUAUUACCCGACAACUCCCUUCGGGGGAAUGGAGUGAGACCUGGGAGCGCUUCCCAGAAUUUCCUUGAGGUCGGCUUAUGCAUCAACCAAAGUUUUAAAUCGAUCAGAGGGGUAUGCACACGGCAACUCGAUUUCCGUCGCCCAGGCAUCACUCAAACGUUCACGCCGGACCCUUAUCAUUCCGAAAAACACAUCAUGGGGCCUCAUGUCAAUUUGCACCGGUAGAUGAUGUUUUAUAUG
Galendromus occidentalis (western predatory mite) is the source of this 3311-nucleotide messenger RNA. Its product is annotated as 85/88 kDa calcium-independent phospholipase A2. The coding region runs from base 424 to 2907 and encodes 827 amino acids. Gene Ontology annotation, molecular function: long-chain fatty acyl-CoA hydrolase activity; protein binding. Gene Ontology annotation, cellular component: mitochondrion. The record is from RefSeq and is a predicted model, not a curated record. Gene Ontology annotation, biological process: positive regulation of ceramide biosynthetic process; lipid metabolic process. NCBI's taxonomy places the organism in Eukaryota, Metazoa, Arthropoda, Arachnida, Mesostigmata, Phytoseiidae. The transcript is spliced from 13 exons.